GGAACAGUAACCAAUCUUACGGACAGCAAAGCGCCUACGCGUGGGGAGAAGUCGAGGUCUUGGCAUGGAUUAGACGGUGUGCGGAUCGGCCAACUUGCACUUCAGCACAUCUCCUCCUCAAGCCACUGACAACCCCAACCCAAUCCCGUCUCUACAAGUUGCCCACUCGCUCUGCUCACCUCCAACAGGAAUUUCUCCCCGCCUACCGUGAUCAAAAGACCCGGAAAGAGGAAGCCAAGACAUGGCCGCCAUCCAGCAAUGGACCGUAACUGAGCCAUACAUCGACACCAAAGGAACCCUCCUGGAAGGACCGUAUCAUGACGAAAAGAGAAAUGAGUUCCGCUUUGUCGACAUCUGGGAUCACAAGGUCUAUUUCAUGGACCUGGCCAAAGGUCCCGAUUCCCUGAGAUCCAUCGAGACAGCCACGUCCGUCGGUGUGACAGCCGACGUCGUUGCCGACGGAAGUUCCAAUGCCAAUGCCAACACCUACAGCGAUCAGAUGAUCGUAGGCGCUAAGCAUGGUUUUGCCCUGCUUGACCGUCGGACUGGGGCGUUGUCUUAUCUUCGCAAAGUAUGGGAUGGGGAAGAAGACAGUGCUGUGAGAGCCGACCUGAUGCGGUCCAACGACGGCGCCGUAGACAGCCACGGGAGGUUCUGGGUUGGCGCCAUGAACGACCCCAAAGUUAAGAAACCCAUACAGGAAGGCGUCCUGUUCAGACUGGAUCCGGAUCUAAAGCUUCACCGUAUGCUGGAGCAAUUGACUAUCCCCAAUGGCAUUGGCUGGAACGACCGGGAUGACACCAUGUAUGUAACUGACUCUCCAACUGGACGGAUAUACGCGUUCGACUUCGAUGCCAGUACCGGCGCCAUUAGCAACCAGCGGGUGCACUUUCAGCUCAGCGAACCCAAGGAACCGGAUGGCUUUGCCAUCGACACGGACGGAUGCAUCUGGAGCGCCAUCUACGGCGGUCGCAGAGUGAUCCGGAUCUCCCCCGAGGGCAAGGUCAUUGGGGAGGUACUCUUGCCCACACGAAACGUCACCUGCUGUGCCUUUGUAGGCACCGAGCUGUUCAUCACGACGGCCAAGGAUGAGCCGAACGAUGAGCUUCCCAAGUCCGAGUUGUACGGAGGGAAGGUGUUCAGGGUUGACGUCGGGAUAAAGGGCCAACCAAAGAACCAGUUCCGGUUUCAGAAGUGAUUGAUAUGGGGAACUGAACACGACCAGUUUGUGAAUGUGCAGCUGUAGAUAGGUGCUAAUAGACUCCAUGACUGGAUUUGAUUACGAAGCAGAUGUCACCCCAACAUCGAGUUUCAACCCAAGCAGAACGCAUGACUAUCUAGGGCAACGAGUUCUAGACCCGAUUCAGAAGCUCCACGGAGAUCCCAUCUGUGCCGCGGGGAAAUGGGCGCGCGGUAGGUGGAUAUCUAUAUCUAUAUAUGCAGCAUGCACUGCUGCCCUGAAGGUUGACUAGCUUGACGUCGUAAGCGCCUUGGACUUUCAGAUAAUACGAGAGGAUCAGCGGCAAGCAUAGGGGAAAAAAAGAAACAAUAGUUCGAUCCAUUCAAUCUAUAUUCAUUUUCCUGCCGAA
Messenger RNA from Monascus purpureus, 1589 nucleotides. Lineage: Eukaryota; Fungi; Ascomycota; Eurotiomycetes; Eurotiales; Aspergillaceae. The record is from the annotation of a GenBank genome assembly.